AUGAGCGUCACCAUCCAUGAGUCGCAGAUGAUGCUCGCAUAUGCCUCGGACCCCAGCGACCGAUCCUCCUUUGCACAUGCCCUCACCACCUCGGACAGGUCACCGCCCCCCAAAGACGCCCGCGACCCGCUGCCCAAUGGCACCCCGCCGGCCAUGAACGGCAAGCUCACCAAUGGCCUGCAUCCCGCCCCGGCGCUGCCAAACGGCCGUCCGACCAAGCCGGCUCCCAUGGACAUGCGCCUCGAGCACCAAGACGCCCACCCCGACAGCCACGCCAAGUCGCCCGACACGCAGCGAAUGUCGAGCGAGCGCCCCAGCAGAGACGACGGCUACUUUGCCUCGGUGCACAGCACAAAGACCAAGGACCGCUUCUACGGCAGCACAACCCACGUCGAAAUGGGCCACCUCGACGCCGUCGACGGCACAAAGGAGGCAAGCAAAGACUUCCACGUCUCCCACGCUCCCACGUCGUCAACGUCGUUGCCCCCGUCCCACCCCGACGACGGCGGCGCGUCCAACCUGCGAGUCCCAACGAACCAAGCCCACCGCGCCUCGUCGCCAGCCGCCUUGACCCAAACCGCCGCCCCCGGCCCUUCACAGCACCCCUACCGUCUGCAGCAGCGCCACACACUCGAGGUGCCCAAGGCGCAAACAUCGCGCCCGCGCGACUCGCAGAACAACACCGACGACGUCGUCAGCGCAAGCGGCCGCUUCUCGCCCAACACACCACACCGACGGAGGGGCUCCAUGUCGCUCGUGCGCAGGACCACACGCUCCAUCAACUCGGACAUGCCGCCCGAGGAGGUGCCCCAGGACGAAGAGGCGGCGCGCUGGGCCGAGCACAUCCGCCAGAAGCGGGCCAGCAAGCGGAAGCGCAAAGAGGACGAGGACGAGGAUCGCGUCGUCGUGGGAACAAAGGUCGACCAGAACCAUGUCAAUUGGGUCACGGCCUACAACAUGUUGACAGGUAUCCGCUUCACCGUCUCGCGAACAAACGCCAAGAUGGACCGAGAACUCACCGACGCCGACUUCGAUGCAAAGCACAAAUUCUCGUUUGACAUGUACGUGCCGGCCGGCUUUCCUCACAAGACGAAGCACCUGCUCGAGUUCAGCUUUACUUCAACUGGCAAUGAGCUCACGCCUUCGGCAAAGUACGACUUCAAGUUCAAGGACUACGCGCCAUGGGUGUUCCGCCAUCUCCGCACCAUCUUCAAGCUCGACCCGGCCGACUAUCUCGUAUCGCUAACCAGCAAGUACAUUCUUUCUGAGCUCGGCUCGCCCGGAAAGAGCGGCAGCUUCUUCUAUUUCUCCCGAGACUACAAGUACAUCAUCAAGACCAUCCACCAUGCCGAGCACAAGUUUCUCCGCAAGAUCCUCAAGGACUACUACACGCACGUCCAAGAGAACCCAAACACGCUUCUUUCCCAGUUUUACGGCCUGCAUCGCGUUAAGAUACCCUACGGACGCAAGAUCCAUUUCGUCGUCAUGAACAACCUGUUUCCCCCGCACAGAGACAUCCACCGCACUUUUGAUUUGAAGGGCUCAACCAUUGGCCGCGAUUUCAAGGAAGAGAACCUCGAGACCAACCCCCGCGCAACGCUCAAGGACCUGAACUGGCUACGCAGAGAUCAGCAUCUCGAGUUGGGGCCGAUUAAGAAGAAGAUGUUCAUUGAGCAGAUGCAAAAAGACGUCAAGCUGCUCCAGCGCCUACACAUUAUGGACUACUCGCUUCUCAUUGGUAUCCACGAUCUGGAAAAGGGCAACGAGGAGAACCUGCGGGACAAGACGCUCAAGGUCUUUUCGCCCGGCGGCGAGGAGGCUCCAGAGCCAGUACCCAACCAGCUCAUGCGCACGCCCUCGAAGCUGGAGAACGCGCGGAAAGCACGUGAGUUGAGGCAGAUGGUCAAGACACAGAAGCCCGUGCCCAUGGGCCAAACGUCAAGCAAGAUGCCGGAUGAGCUAGAAGACCCUAAUCGGAACUUUUACUUUUACUCGGACGAUGGUGGCUUCCGAGCGACUCACGAAGACAACGCCCCUGGCGAAGAGAUAUACUAUCUUGGUAUUAUUGACUGCCUGACACAUUACUCCUUCAUCAAGCGCAUGGAGCACUUCUUCAAGGGCCUUGCUAAUACCGAGUCUCAAAUAUCCGCCAUUCCCCCUGAGCGAUAUGGAGACCGCUUCAUCAAGUUCAUUAGCGCCGUCACAAAGACCAAGGAAGCUGCUGAACGUGAAAAGACCGAGGAAGCUGCCAGCCGCACAAACGAUGUCGCGCUCGAUGGCGUCAGUGCAAACCCCCAGCAACGGCUAUCAACUGAGCGUGUCAUUGAGAAGGCUGAGAACCAGGCUGAGCGGUCACGGCGGCAAGGCCAGAAUGAAGAAGAUGUACCUAAUUUCCAUAUGAGGGCAGUACGUAGCCCAUCUGCAGAGCGAGGGGAGGUGGGCACCACACUUCCGGUUGUUGAGGAAGCUGGCGAGUCGUCGAGCGUUGGUGGACACAGCACCCGCAGUGCCUCGGACAGCGCUGUUGGUACGAGUGAACAAAACGGUGAAUCGGCGACGGCGCAGUCUACAGGUGCAUCAUAUCUUGGACCACCACAACUCCAGAUAAGGGCCAGGUCAAAGUCGAGAGAAGGAGAUCAGUCUGUGGGAAUGGCACCACCAACACCACCAAAGGAAUCUGGGCGUCCUCCUACGCCUCCAAAGGAUGAUUAUAUAUCCAACAGGCAUUCUGGACCUCCCACACCACCAAAGGAAGACAAGAGCAGGGGCAUUCCCAGGUCAUCACUAGACAAGGACCUACCGCGAACCCCUCUGGAGACGACGAUUCGUGUCAACUAAAACUAAAAAAAAAAAGAGAAACACCGGCAGACAGAUGCUUUCUUUCUCUCUUCUUUACACAAAUGUAAUUCACGAUUCCCCCUCCUUUUGUCUUUUUUUUUCUCCAUUGUUUGUUAAAGAGAGAGAGAGAGAAAGUUGAAAGAAAGAAAAACUGGCUUUCCACCCGGGGCAAUACCGAAGUAUCCUUGUCCUCUUUCUUUUUUUUCUUUUUUCUUGCAUAGGACCCUCGUCUCUAUCCCAUCUGUCAAUCAAUCUAUCCAUCUCUUUCUGGUUCUCUCUCUCUAUGUCUGUCUUUCUCUGUCGUAGGAACUGGAAAGAACAAAACUUCUUCUCCUUUUCUUCUCUC
Messenger RNA from Exserohilum turcica Et28A, 3184 nucleotides. RefSeq lists its product as uncharacterized. Gene Ontology annotation, biological process: phosphatidylinositol metabolic process. The record is from RefSeq and is a predicted model, not a curated record. The coding region runs from base 1 to 2838 and encodes 945 amino acids. NCBI's taxonomy places the organism in Eukaryota, Fungi, Ascomycota, Dothideomycetes, Pleosporales, Pleosporaceae. Gene Ontology annotation, molecular function: phosphatidylinositol kinase activity. The transcript is spliced from 3 exons.